Protobothrops mucrosquamatus (brown spotted pit viper) is the source of this 2400-nucleotide messenger RNA. It is a transcript of the gene DACT1, whose product is annotated as dishevelled binding antagonist of beta catenin 1. Gene Ontology annotation, biological process: regulation of Wnt signaling pathway, planar cell polarity pathway; negative regulation of canonical Wnt signaling pathway; negative regulation of JNK cascade. NCBI's taxonomy places the organism in Eukaryota, Metazoa, Chordata, Lepidosauria, Squamata, Viperidae. Gene Ontology annotation, cellular component: cytoplasm. The transcript is spliced from 5 exons. Bases 1 to 2400 code for a protein of 799 amino acids. The record is from RefSeq and is a predicted model, not a curated record.
AUGAAGGCGAGUCCGGAGAGUGAGGCGACGGACGCGGAGCGGCUGCGCACCCGGGAGCGGCUGGAGGCCACGCUCGCCGGGCUGGCCGAAUUGGAAUUCCUGCGCCAGCGCCAGGAGCUGCGCGUCAAGCGGCUACUGGCCGCCGCGCCCUCCGCUUCCCUGGCCGGGAGCUGCUCCGGAGAAACGACGAGAGCCGUAGCAGGAGCCGGGAUCGCGCCGCGCAGCUUAGAAGAGAAAUUCCUGGAGGAGAACAUCCUGCUUCUGCGGAGGCAGCUGAACUGCUUAAGAAGAAGAGAUGCUGGCUUAUUAAACCAGUUACAAGAACUGGACAAACAGAUCAGUGAUUUGAGGCUGGAUGUUGAAAAGACAACAGAUGAACACCUUGACAUGGAUAGCCGUCCCAGUUCGGGGUUUUAUGAGCUGAGUGAUGGGGCUUCUGGAUCUCUCUCCAACUCAUCAAACUCUGUUUUCAGUGAAUGUUUAUCCAGUUGUCACUCCAGUACUUGCUUCUGCAGCUCUUUGGAUGCAUCUUUGAGUGGCUCUGAUGGACGGCCCAAGUCUGCAGAUUUCAUCAGCUGGCUGGAGCAAAACAAAGGAAUCCAACAAAAUGACCAAGCAGGGAUGGCCUCCCCGUCAAUGCCACAGUCAGAUUCUUUCGACAUUGUUGCAGAUGUACACCCAAAAUACCAGUGCGAUCUGGUGUCUAAAAAUGGAAACGAUGUAUACCGUUAUCCCAGCCCUUUACAUGCUGUUGCAGUGCAGAGCCCCAUGUUUCUUCUGCCGGUGACCAGUUGUCCCCCAAGAGAAGAAGUCGAAAGAACCAGUGACAAUGCUGUGGAUGUUGAACCGGAACUCAGCUCAGAAAAAACAGUGGAUUCUUGUCUUUCACAUGCUUCUCGUUCUCCGUCCUGUCCUCUACCCAACAGGAAAAUGGAUGGAUAUAUUUUAAGCCUUGUGCAAAAAAAGGCACCUUCAGUUAGGACCAAUAAACCAAGAACGAAUUUGAAUGCAGACCUGGCCAAGGGGAUUUUGAGACAUGGAAGCUUGUGUCUUCGGCAGAUGGCUAGUGCUGCGCCUAGCAACACCACUAACAUCAAGAAUCUCAAUCAGCCACUUUCACAUUCCAGUGGAACCACUCUUGCUCUAGAUAGCAUUGCCUUUUCUCCCAUAAAGCAGAAUUCAAGGGAAGUAGAGCAUAUGGAGUUAAAAAAGAUACCUGCGCCUGCUGUUUUCCCGCCAAAUGCUAAUAAUGAUCAAAGCAAGGCCCCAGUGAAGAAUGUCAAAACUCAAGAAGUGAUGCGAUCCCCUGUGACUAAGAGUGAUGCUCCCAAGGAAAGUGGUCAACUCUUUUUGAUAUGUCCUAAAGAAAGCCCAGGACAGCACGUAACACCCUUGAAAGAAAAGAAAGCUGUCCAGCUUCCCAAAAAGCUGUCAUUUAAGAGUAGUGGGAUGCAGUCAUCUUGCUUUGUUUUGUCAGGUCAGGAGAGCAGACCGUUGGUGGAAUUUAAGAGUGAGGGCUCAUCAUCUCAGAGUCUGGAGGAGGGAUUGCUAGUGAAUGCCCAGUUCAUACCUGCUCAGCCACAAACAGUCAGACUUCACAAAGGCACCAGGAGUGUCAAAAUUCUCAAAGGUUCUAUGGUGAAACACAAAUCUCAUCUUGUCACAGUGCUGGAAAAUGGACCUCAGACUGGACGGGAGAAGGCCAAACCUGUGGGCAAAAAGUGUCACUUCCUGGAUGAAUUGGAUACAAAUAAGAAGCCAAGAAAGACCACUUUGAGAGGGAAGAAAGGUCUCCAUCUGCAGCCAGAUGCCAACCAUCUGAGUCGUCAGCCAGGCGUACUCAAGUCUGUGUUGAGGUCCCAUGGACAUAGCAGAGAACCAGUAGUUGCCAAGCCCAAGCACAAGAGAGCUGAUUAUCGGCACUGGAAACUCUCUGCAGAGGUAUCUUAUGAAGAUGCCCUUAGGCGGGCCAGGAGGAACAGGAGAGAAGCUGGAGGAGUCUAUUCACAGGUUCCGCAUCCUUAUAUUAGCCCCUAUGCCUAUGUUGCUAGUGACUCAGAAUAUUCAGCUGAAUGUGAAUCCCUCUUCCACUCCACUGUAGUGGACACCAGCGAGGAUGAAAGGAGCAACUAUACCACCAACUGCUUUGGGGACAGCGAGUCCAGCUUAAGUGGAGUGGAGUUUGUUGGUGAAAGUACAACCACCAGUGACUCUGAGGAAAGCGGGGGCCUCCUCUGGUCCCAGUUUGUUCAGACACUUCCCAUCCAGGCAGUGGCUGCUGCUUCGGAGCUCCAUGAAAAUGCAGCCAAAGCCUUUGUUAAGAUUAAAGCAUCCCAUAACCUUAAGAAGAAAAUCCUUCGUUUUCGGUCUGGCUCUCUCAAACUGAUGACUACUGUCUAA